AUGGAACCCACCGCCCACUGCACCAUCUGCACGACCCCCCUCUCCCCCACCCGCACCCACCCGACCUUCCCCUGCAGCCACACGCACUGCCUCCCCUGCCUCCGCCGCAACUUCACCCUCAGUACCGGCACCACCCCCGGAACCUUCCGCCCCGUGCAAUGCUGUCCCGGCGCGCGCCUGCCCCUCCGCGAGCUGCGCGCCCACCUGCACCUGCAGUCGGCGGAAACAGCCGCCUACCGCGCGCGCCUGGCCGAGCACGACGCCGCGGAGAAGCUGUAUUGCGCGGUGGCCGGGUGUGGGCGGUUCAUCCCCGUGGCGCUGCGCGAUGGGAGGAGUGGAAGGUGUAGGGGGUGUCAUGGGCGGACUUGUGUGCGGUGUGGGGGGAGGGCGCAUGUGGGUAUGGGGGUUUGUGAUGGGGUGGCUAGGGGGGGUGGGAGUGGGGGGGAGAGGGCGAAGGAGGAGCUGGAGGCUGAGAUGGGGUUUCGGAGGGUGGUGAGGGAGAUGGGUUGGAAACGCUGUCCGGCGUCUGCGUUUGCGGGUGUCAUUUCUGUUAUCGUUGCGGACGAGCGCCGUAUGGAUACCACGGCGAUGAUUGCGCCAUGUAACCAAGGGCAGUGGGCUUGA
Chaetomium globosum CBS 148.51 is the source of this 624-nucleotide messenger RNA. RefSeq lists its product as uncharacterized. Gene Ontology annotation, molecular function: zinc ion binding; ubiquitin protein ligase activity; ubiquitin conjugating enzyme binding. Lineage: Eukaryota; Fungi; Ascomycota; Sordariomycetes; Sordariales; Chaetomiaceae. The record is from RefSeq and is a predicted model, not a curated record. The coding region runs from base 1 to 624 and encodes 207 amino acids. Gene Ontology annotation, cellular component: ubiquitin ligase complex; cytoplasm. The transcript has 3 exons. Gene Ontology annotation, biological process: protein polyubiquitination; positive regulation of proteasomal ubiquitin-dependent protein catabolic process; ubiquitin-dependent protein catabolic process.